AAAAUGUGGGAUAAUGAAAAAUUCGACAAUCUAACUUGGUUCGCAUGUUUUACAAAAUCACGUGAUCAAUGUAGCUCAGGUUGCUUCACAACUUGUGAUCUACCUCCAACGGAACGUUUGACACAUUGUACUCAUUCAGCAAUUGGAUAUCGAAUUGGAUGUUUUCUUAUUCAACAAACAUUGGCAAAUCGACCAGGUGAAUGUCAUAAUUUUUCUAAUCAUUCGCUGAACAAUUUAAAUCAUGUACCAUUAUUAAUUGAUCGAAAUAAUCAAACACAUGACAAUGAACAGAAAUAUCCAAUAGUUAAUGAUUGUGUGAAUCAUUGUCAAGUAGAUAAUGAUUGUAAAAAUCCUCUUCAAAUCUGUUGUAAAUCUAAUUGUCAUCAACAAUGUACAGAUCCUAUCUACAAUGAACUUGUCCCACCUCGACCAAUUCUUGUGAAUUCUGUCGUGUCUUCUACAAAUGAAAAUAUUGUGAAAUUAUUUUGGUCUGCACAAUAUCAAAAUAUAACUAGUAAAAUGAAUCCAAUUGUAUUUAUAUUACAAGCAAGAAUAUGUAUUUGUAAAGUAUUCAAUGAAAGUUAUGCAUCAAAAUGGCAAACAUUAAUUAUGACUCAUGAGUUUGGAGUGAAUCUUGAGGCAUUUGAACCUGGACGUUUGUAUCAAUUUCGUAUUGCUGCCGUCAGUAUUCAUGGUACCAGAGGAUUCGGUUUAAGCACAAAUACUUAUCCUGUAGAUCCAAUCAGACCAUCACCACCGGGACCACCCAGAAAUGUAACCGAUUCAAUGUGGAGGUUGUAUUCAUCUGGUAAGAUAAAUCUUCUACUAAGAUGGCAACCACCGGUACGAAGUGAUCUACCGUUAACUGAAUAUUUGAUAUCUUGGUCCAUUGAUCAUGGUUACUUACAAACAGAUGGAGGAACCCUAGAAGCUCUUGUUCAGUUCACUCAAACAAUCAAUGCGCCUAUCUACAAUGAACUUGUCCCACCUCGACCAAUUCUUGUGAAUUCUGUCGUGUCUUCUACAAAUGAAAAUAUUGUGAAAUUAUUUUGGUCUGUACAAUAUCAAAAUAUAACUAGUAAAAUGAAUCCAAUUGUAUUUAUAUUACAAGCAAGAAUAUGUAUUUGUAAAGUAUUCAAUGAAAGUUAUGCAUCAAAAUGGCAAACAUUAAUUAUGACUCAUGAGUUUGGAGUGAAUCUUGAGGCAUUUGAACCUGGACGUUUGUAUCAAUUUCGUAUUGCUGCCGUCAGUAUUCAUGGUACCAGAGGAUUCGGUUUAAGCACAAAUACUUAUCCUGUAGAUCCAAUCAGACCAUCACCACCAGGACCACCCACAAAUGUAACCGAUUCAAUGUGGAGGUUGUAUUCAUCUGGUAAGAUAAAUCUUCUACUAAGAUGGCAACCACCGGUACGAAGUGAUCUACCGUUAACUGAAUAUUUGAUAUCUUGGUCCAUUGAUCAUGGUUACUUACAAACAGGUGGAGCAACACUAGAAGCUCUAGUUCAGUUCACUCAAACAAUCAAUGCGUGGGUUUGCUCUGUUGAUUUCCAAGAGAAUUCUGAUGCUGAUGAAAAUAUUGUUGUUGGAGUUUCAGAAAAUAGUUCUACACAAGAAAAAGCCGUGAAGACGAAUCUAGAGACAUUACUCAACGGUCAGAAAGUUGAUGGGAUAUUUUGUGUUGCAGGUGGAUGGGUUGGUGGAAAUGCUGCUGCACAUGAUUUUCUGGAAAACUGUGACACUAUGUGGAAAAAAUGUGUUUGGUCCUCGUCUAUUGCUGCCUCGUUGGCCUCAAAGUUUCUAUUAGCCAGUGGUUUGUCAGUUCUUACUGGUGCACAUGCUGCUUUACAGGCUACUCCAUCUAUGUUAGGGUAUGGCAUGGCUAAGGCAGCAGUACAUCAGCUCACAAAGAGUUUGGCGGGUCAAAACAGUGGGCUUCCGUAUGGUUCUUGCGUGCUUGCCAUUUCACCAGCAACUUUGGACACUCCAAUGAACAGAAAAUGGAUGCCCAAAGCCGAUCAUUCAUCUUGGACCGCGACAGAAAAAGUUGCAGAAUUGUUUACAACUUGGUUGGAAGAAUCUAACAAUCGUCCACAAUCUGGAAGUAUCAUUCAAUUAGUCACAAAAAAUGGUAUAACAGAAUGUAUUCCAGCUUAA
Molecule: messenger RNA, 2154 nt
Organism: Schistosoma turkestanicum
Lineage: Eukaryota; Metazoa; Platyhelminthes; Trematoda; Strigeidida; Schistosomatidae
Source: the annotation of a GenBank genome assembly